Aptenodytes forsteri (emperor penguin) is the source of this 1283-nucleotide messenger RNA. RefSeq names its product PSMC3 interacting protein (gene PSMC3IP). The record is from RefSeq and is a predicted model, not a curated record. Gene Ontology annotation, cellular component: condensed nuclear chromosome; DNA recombinase auxiliary factor complex. Gene Ontology annotation, biological process: meiotic joint molecule formation; meiotic strand invasion involved in reciprocal meiotic recombination; homologous chromosome pairing at meiosis. Gene Ontology annotation, molecular function: recombinase activator activity; double-stranded DNA binding. Bases 20 to 316 code for a protein of 98 amino acids. Lineage: Eukaryota; Metazoa; Chordata; Aves; Sphenisciformes; Spheniscidae. The transcript is spliced from 4 exons.
GAAGGACCUGAACAGCUCCAUGACAACCCCUGAGAUGGCCAGAGAGAUGGAGGAGCUGAGGAAGGACUGUGCGAGCUACACGGAGAAACUGGAGAGGAUUAAGUCUGCCACCAACCAUGUGACUCCGGAAGAAAAAGAGAGGGUCUGUAGCCAGCAGAAGCUGUACUGCAAGGAGUGGCGGAGGAGGAAGCGAAUGGCGACCGAGCUGCUGGAGGCCAUCCUGGAGGGGUACCCCAAAAGCAAGAAGCAAUUCUUCGAGGAGGUUGGGAUAGAGACGGACGAGGACCAUAAUGUCACGCUGCCAGCGGCUGUGUGAGGCGCUGAGGGAGUCUUUGCCCCAGGGAGAAGGAGCUGAUGCUGAAACUCAGCUGUUGGGGUUUUUUUUUUUCUCCUCUUUUUGCAGGGCUUGGGCUGGUCCUGCAUAUUUAUAUGCGUUUGUUUUAAAAUGCUUUGCAGCUGGAGGGGUGGUUGGAGCCAGUGACUUGGCACUGGGCCCUCUCAGUCUCACUUGCAGAGGGAAUGUUACUUCUUCCUGCCCUUCAGUGCAGUGAGCUGUUGAGGUCAGGUGUCCUCACGGGGCGGUGUAGGGGAAGGUGUCAGUACAGGUGCAUUUCAGCUGCUUCCCACAGCGUGACUCAGUGGUACACAAGGAUAUGAUCCAUUAAACACCAGGCUUUUGGUUCAGCUGUGCUUUGCUGUGGCGUUUUUCUCUGUUCAAAGGGUGUCAGGGCAGGGUUUGGGCACUGGGUCACAGCAGCCCUGAGGGGUGGGGAAGGCAAGAGCCAGGAGAGGGUAACCUGAGCCAGGACAGCUGAGCUGGGCCGGGCUUCCAGAAACUACCUGUCCAUCUCUGACCAGCUCUAGGGAAGACUCCAGAAACUCAGCAACAGAAAUAAAAGCAGAAAAACCAUUAAAACAUUCAGCAAAAUUUAUUUAAUUACUUUUCACAAUAGAAAAAUACAUCGCUUUCACAUGUGAGGUCUGUAAAACUCCACGUCCUCCCUAAGGCAGGAGGCAGCUUCUGGCAGAGCAUCUCCAGGGGUUCAGUCUGUGCCCCUUGUUCAGCCGCAGAGCCCUAACCCUAACCUGCUCACCCACGAGAAAGGAUUUUCUUCAUCCCGGAGCAAGAUUGUCCAGGCGAGACACAGCUGACCCUGUGCGUGCUUUAUCAGUGAUGUGCAUCACCGCAGGGUUUGACUCUGGGGCUUCCGUUGCAUUGAAAAGGGCACCCAAAGGCAGGGUUUGAAGAAUAAUUCUGUAUAAAAAUCUCACACACACACACA